This is a messenger RNA of Trichophyton rubrum CBS 118892, 2247 nucleotides long. RefSeq names its product eukaryotic translation initiation factor 3 subunit L. Gene Ontology annotation, molecular function: translation initiation factor activity. Gene Ontology annotation, cellular component: cytoplasm; eukaryotic translation initiation factor 3 complex. The transcript has 2 exons. Gene Ontology annotation, biological process: translational initiation. Bases 445 to 1875 code for a protein of 476 amino acids. The record is from RefSeq and is a predicted model, not a curated record. Lineage: Eukaryota; Fungi; Ascomycota; Eurotiomycetes; Onygenales; Arthrodermataceae.
UUUUUUAAUAUGCUAUCUCGGCUGUCUGCCUCAGAACAAAUUGCACAAUGUACGGAUUAGGCAUAUCUGCAUACUUCUCCCAAGGCUCACCUUAUCUUUCUCCUCGACGUUUCGUACUUCCUUGACUUCUUCCGUUUGCACUAAUAUCUACUUUGUAGUGUGCCGUAAAUGUCAUCACGUGACUCUCCCGCACUAAGAUAAGCAGAAAAAAGAUAAAAAAGAAGCGAAAAAAAACCGAACAAAGUCGAACAAAACGCUGAAAUUGAACAAGACGACGACGUCGGGCCGAAAGCAGACUCAUAUGCAGCUUGCUCAUUAGCGGGGAGACAUCUAUUCAACAGAUAAAUACAGUACUAUCACUUCCAGUCUUGCUAAACCUGGGUUGCGGUUAAACUCAGCGCACACAAAACACGCACGCACACAACAGGAACCAACGAGCACACAAUGGCGCAAGACAACCGCGGGCGCCUACCACCGAAUCUCCAGGAUGAGUCUGAUGUCGAGGAGGAGGCUCUCGUCAAUGACUACCGGGAGCAGGUACAUUUUGACGAUGGCAUGAGUGAACUGGACCGAACGACCUCCCUAGGCGCAACAUCACAAACACAAGACUUGCAGGCCCAGCUAGCUGCUGCUGCCACCCCACUGGAAUACCAGGCUACGCUGGAGACGAAGUUUGCAAGCUACGAUAACUACUGUAGCUUGUUCCAUUAUAUCCUGAACUCGGAUGGCCCUGUCGAGUUGGAAGUUCCAUCGUACUUCUGGGCCUGGGACGUCAUUGAUGAAUUCAUCUACCAAUUCGAAUCCUUCUGCAGAUACCGAAACCGAGUAGCUCGCACUGGAUCAAACGAAGAGGAAGCACAGCUACUGCGCGAGAACCCAAACACAUGGGGCUGCUACUCGGUCCUCAACGUGCUCUACUCUCUCAUCCAACGAUCUCAGAUCAACGAGCAGCUUGCAGCUAUAAAACGAAAUGAGGACCCCAUGGCCGUUGCCGGAGAGUAUGGAUCUCGUCCUCUGUACCGGAUGUUAGGAUACUUCUCCAUUAUCGGUCUCCUCCGAGUACACUGUCUGCUUGGAGACUUCAGUCUCGCCCUUAAGACACUGGAUGACAUUGAAAUGAACAAGAAGGCCAUGUUUGCCCGUGUCAUGGCCGCCCACUUCACCACAUAUUACUAUGUCGGUUUCUCCUAUAUGAUGAUGCGCCGCUAUGCGGACGCCAUUCGAAUGUUCAGCCAUAUUCUCGUCUACGUCUCGCGGACGAAGAACUUCCAAAAAGGUCGUGAUGGCUACGAUGCCAUCGCCAAGAAGAACGACCAGAUGUACGCUCUCAUUGCCAUCUGCGUUGCCUUCCACCCCACUCGUCUCGACGACACCAUCCACUCAGCCAUCCGCGAGAAGUACGGAGACCAAUUCAACCGUCUCCAGCGCGGCCGUCCCGAUGCUCUCCCCAUUUUUGAGGAGUUGUUCCGCUCUGCCUGCCCCAAGUUCAUCAGCCCUACUCCUCCAGACUUCGACAACCCAUCACUUAACGUUGACCCCGUCGAUCACCAGACCGCCAUCUUCAUGGAUGAAGUCAAGAACACCUUGUUCAACCCUACCGUUAAGUCUUACUUGAAACUCUACACGACCAUGGACUUGAAGAAGCUCGCUGGUUUCCUGGAAGUUGACGCUGAGCAACUUCGUGCCUGGCUAUUGAUUAACAAGCAGCGAAGCAGACAGAUCCGAUGGGUAGAUGGUGGAUUGUUGGAAGGAGAAGCUGUCAAUGCCGGAGAUCUUGACUAUGCCAUUGAGGGCAACCUGAUUCACAUUAGCGAGGUCAAGGCCGGACGAAGACUUGUUGACUGGUAUCUACGCAACCUUGCCAGAACCUAUUAAGUCGAACCUCUACCUAUUUCUUUUUUUCUUCUCACUUUGCGUUGCUGGGUAGAACGGGGAAAGAAAACCAGACGAGAGCAUUAUCUAUGCAUUUACGCUUUAACGCCUGCUUUUAUGUGUUCCGUGCCUGGGGGGUUGGGCUGGCUUGGAACGAAAUUAAUGUCUAGCUUAGACCAACGUCCUGUUUAGGCUUUUUUACGACGAGAAAAAGAGAAAGGUUUUGCUGUGACCUGUUUACUAUAUCUUUCUAUGUUUCCUUGGACACGCAAUGGACCGGCCAGUCUUGUAGGCGUUUCGCUUUUCUCUGUUUCUUUUUGAUACUGGAAUAUUACUACUUUACUGAUACAUUAAUUGCUGGAUUCAGUACGCAUG